Messenger RNA from Patella vulgata (common limpet), 309 nucleotides. RefSeq lists its product as uncharacterized. Lineage: Eukaryota; Metazoa; Mollusca; Gastropoda; Patellidae. The coding region runs from base 1 to 309 and encodes 102 amino acids. The record is from RefSeq and is a predicted model, not a curated record. The transcript is spliced from 2 exons.
AUGACAUGUGUUUUCGCAUACGUCAAGCCAGUGAACGAACAAUCAUUAAUUUACUUCGCUACGUUUUGCGCCAGUCGCUUAAGUAUUUCUUAUAGCACAAUUAAACUUUAUCUAUGUGGCAUCCACUUUAUUUCAAUGGAGAAUAACAUUAGUUACCUUCAUAGUAAUCAACUAAAUACAGCAUCUGCACACCUGGAAGAUCAUCUAAUUACAGUACUUGGUCGGUGGUCAUCUGAUUCCUACUGUAGAUACAUCAGGUUGCCUGGCACAAUUCUUAAAAAUGCCCACAGGUCAAUGGCUAGUAUAUAG